UAAGCCACUUCUCAUACCGGGAAGAUAGGGAGAGAGAGAGUGAGAACCUAAACAAAACUCAUAUAGUAUUUGGUUAACGGCGAUCGUUUAGCAUUAAUCGAGUUUUAGUCAAGCAAAGCAUAACAUCGGUGGCCAUAAACAAAAUGACAGCCGAAAUACCAUCAAAAUGUCAAACGCUGUGGAAUAAUUUCUUGGAUUUAGUAGGCGACGAUCCAUUCACCGUUUAUGUAGUUGGCUCUACAAUUUUGGUAUUGGCUAUUUAUUGGACAUAUGCUGGCAUUUUUGCCAUUAUCGACUAUACACAACGUCCCAAAUGGUUGGUCAAACAUAAAAUACAACCCGAUCAAAAUGUGCCCCUUGACAUGGAGAAAUUUUGGAAGGCCGUCAAAGUGGUUCUAUUCAAUCAGCUAAUUACUACACCCUUAGCCCUAUACGUCUCCUAUCAAUUGGCCUUCACCCAUUGGGCAGGGGACAGUUUACGACAACUGCCCUCAUUGAGAACUUUCCUUAUCGACAUUGUCCUAAUGAUUCUUAUGGAAGAGCCCCUGUUCUACUAUAGCCAUCGUUUAUUGCAUCAUCGUUCCAUUUACAAAUACAUACACAAGAAACAUCACGAAUGGACCGCUCCAGUGGCAGCCAUCACUUUCUACAGCAAUCCCUUGGAGCACAUCAUUAGCAACUUGGGCCCCAUUGCCCUUUCAUCGAUUCUGCUGAGUGCUCAUAUCACAGUCAUAUGGACGUUUACAUUUUUGGCCAUUGUUAAUUCCAUGACAGAUCACACCGGAUAUUCAUUCCCAUCACCAUUUUACAAGUCGUCGGUAGUCUUUCAUGAUUAUCAUCAUGCCAAAUUUAAUUACAACUAUGGAGUCAUGGGUUGGUUCGAUAAAAUGCAUGGUACUUUCAGGGAAAGUCCUAUGGGUUGGAAAGCAAAGAUAAAGAAAUCUGAAGACAACAAUAAUAAGGUCAAAAUGACAAAGAAACAAAAGAAGUAAAAGAAGUAAACAAUGACUGAUAUGUGAAUAAAUAUGUUUACAAAUAAAAACUAUUGGGUUGCCCAAAAAGUAA
Messenger RNA from Stomoxys calcitrans (stable fly), 1065 nucleotides. Its product is annotated as fatty acid hydroxylase domain-containing protein 2. Bases 144 to 992 code for a protein of 282 amino acids. The transcript has 4 exons. Gene Ontology annotation, biological process: sterol biosynthetic process. The record is from RefSeq and is a predicted model, not a curated record. Lineage: Eukaryota; Metazoa; Arthropoda; Insecta; Diptera; Muscidae. Gene Ontology annotation, molecular function: C-4 methylsterol oxidase activity; iron ion binding.